This is a messenger RNA of Sparassis crispa, 1398 nucleotides long. RefSeq names its product Mitochondrial import inner membrane translocase subunit TIM50. Gene Ontology annotation, molecular function: phosphoprotein phosphatase activity. The transcript has 8 exons. The record is from RefSeq and is a predicted model, not a curated record. Bases 1 to 1398 code for a protein of 465 amino acids. Lineage: Eukaryota; Fungi; Basidiomycota; Agaricomycetes; Polyporales; Sparassidaceae.
AUGCACGCCGUUCUGCUGGCACGAACACCCAUCGCACGUAGGGUCGUCUCCCAGUCUGUACGAUGUCUGGCGUCCAAGCCCCCGCCGCCGCCGAAGGUACCAGCGAUGGAACCCCAGCGUCCCCCUCCUCCAGCGCCAGCGCCGUCUCCGUCGCUGCCGAGCUUGGACUUUGCACCAUCAACGGAGGAGGAAAUGCGACGGGAGAGAACGGGCGCGCGCUCGUCGAAGGAUUCUUUGUCGAGCAUCGAACGAAGACGGCGGUUCAUGGCGCGGGGUGCUAUGCUCGUGGCGGUCAUUGGUGCUGGCGUGGAAACGUGGUACAUGGGCCGGGAUUGGGAGGCAGAUGAGCUAAAGGCUAAGAAGCUGAGAAUAGAAGAUGCACCGUCUACACGGUGGGGGAGGACGAAGGAACGAUUCACAAGCAUGUUUGAUUUCUUCACGGAGCCCCUCUGGCCAGAAUUAUUGCCCCCUCCACUGCCUGGACAGAUGCAGAAGCCGUAUACACUACUUGUCUCCGUUGAUGACCUCCUCGUAACAUCAACUUGGGAUCGUCAACAUGGCUGGCGAACGGCAAAACGACCAGGUGUAGAUUAUUUCCUAGCCUAUCUAUCACAGUUUUAUGAGAUUGUGAUAUUCACAACUCAAUAUCACUACACUGCUACUCCUAUAAUUGAGAAACUAGACCCGUACCAGUUCUACAUCAGCUACAGACUCUUCCGCGAUGCUACUCGCUCCAUUAAUGGACAGCCUAUCAAGGAUCUGACAUACCUCAACCGAGACCUGUCAAAGGUCAUCUUACUGGACGCACAUCCAGAACAUAUCUCUGCGCAGCCAGAAAACGCCGUCGUUAUUCCCAAGUGGACGGGCGAAGUACGCGACAAGGGUCUUAUUGCUAUGAUCCCAUUCCUUGAAUCGAUUGCGAUAUACAAGCCUCAAGAUGUCCGGCCGAUUCUCGAAGCGUAUCACGGGCAGGACAUACCAAUAGAGUAUGCGAAGAAAGAGGCUGAGGCUACGCGGAAGCAUAUCGAGGAAUGGGAAAAUAACCGAAGGGGCUUUUCGACCAGCUCGUUUACCUUGAGCAAUCUAUUUGGCGGGCCAGGCCAGCCACAGAACACCUCUCCAGUCCCUCCAACCUACCUAGAACAGAAGCGGCGUGAGGCGCAGCUGCAGUACCAAGAGGAGCAGUCAUACAUCCAUGCGAACAAGGACAACUUCGACCGGUUGAUCAAGGAGGAUCAGGAGGCCAUGGCGAAGGAGAUGUCAGGCACAUUCUGGGGCGUUGCGGAGGCAUUCCUGCGCGGUGGACCGCCAAAGAAGGAGGGCGAGGGCGCACAGCCUAAAGCUGGCAAGGGUUCAGAGGUGUCCGUGCCUGUCACCGAUGGGAAAACGUCCCCGUAA